This is a messenger RNA of Symbiodinium sp. CCMP2456, 654 nucleotides long. NCBI's taxonomy places the organism in Eukaryota, Dinophyceae, Suessiales, Symbiodiniaceae. The record is from the annotation of a GenBank genome assembly.
GCUGCCGUGGUUGCCACAUACGACAAUUUGGGCGUGAAGUUUUCUUAUCCCGAGAACUGGCGAAUUUCGGAAGAUCAGACAAACGCCUGGCCCCGAAGUGUCUCGGUUCAUAGCCCCACUGAAGCGUUCUGGACGUUGAUGAUCUACGAACCUGGCACCGAGCUAGAAGCAUUGGUCGACGCCGUUCGGGACGCGUUAAGUGAAGAAUACACCGACUUCGAGUCGGUUCCCGCCGAGCAAACGAUCGAAGAUGUCGAACUGAUCGGCUGCGACUUGAACUUCUACUGCUUGGACUUCCUGGUGCAAGCCAAAAUUCGCGCAAUGAUGCUCGGCGUGCGUCCCUGCGUAAUCCUCUGCCAAGGGGAAGAUCGCGAGUUCGAGGAAUUGGAUCAGGAGAGCCUCACGAUGUCCAUUUCGACCGAUCUCCACGAAGACACCAUGCAGAAGAUUGGGGAAACGGCAGGCCACGUCUGGUGCUACCUAUCGACCGAAGGGCCAGUCACGAUCACCAAACUGACGAAGGAGCUCGGCGAAAAGAAAGAUAUCGUCCUGCAAGCCGUUGGCUGGCUCGCCCGAGAGAACAAGCUGUACUUCUUUGAAAAAGGCCGUAACAAGCUAAUCGGCCUGAUCGACGAGCAUGGAUCGCCCACCUAA